Molecule: messenger RNA, 1790 nt
Organism: Alternaria alternata
Lineage: Eukaryota; Fungi; Ascomycota; Dothideomycetes; Pleosporales; Pleosporaceae
Product: alpha/beta-hydrolase
Exons: 2
Coding region: 110-1675 (521 amino acids)
Source: RefSeq, a predicted model, not a curated record
UCGGCGACAACCAGGGGAAACAUCACCGAAUACGAUACCCCAUUGUUUCUACCUGUUUGCGACUUGCCUUCCUUCCUUCCUUCGCCUUUCGUUUACUCAACUGUCAACAAUGUUUCGCCUGCUGCUUUGUGUAGCACUCUUAUUUCAGCAUGCCUUAGCGCUGCAAGAAACGAUCGACCUUGGAUAUGCAAAGUACCGUGGAAAAGAUCUCGGCAAUGGUGUCAUACGCUGGGCUGGUAUGCGAUAUGCACGCAAUCCAUCGCGUGUAGAGGGACUGCGAUUUACUGCACCUCAAGAUCCUAAAGAUGAGUCUGGUGUUGUCAACGCUACAAAAUUCGGACCCCUAUGUAUCGGCACCAAGAGACCACUGAAAGCUGAAUUUGGGGGAACCAACUCAGAAGAUUGCCUGUUUAUCAACGUUUUCGCGCCAGAGAGAGCCACAAAUAAGAGCAAGUUGCCGGUCUACGUCUUCAUUCAGGGCGGUGGCUUCAAUCUCAACGGCAAUGCAAACUACAACGGUGCAGACUUGAUUGAUGCUGGCGACGACGGCAUGGUUGUAGUGAACUUCAACUAUCGAGUAGGCCCUUAUGGGUUCCUAGCUGGACGUGAGAUUGUUGCGAAUUCGAGUCUGAGUCUAAACAACGGACUGAAAGAUCAGAGAAAAGCACUCGAAUGGGUAAAAAAACAUAUUCAACAGUUUGGAGGCGACCCGAAACAUGUUACCAUUGGGGGAGCAAGCGCUGGUGGAGGCUCCGUUGUUUUCCAACUUACCGCAUAUGGUGGACGAGAUGACGGCCUCUUCCACGCUGCUGCUGCCGAGUCACCUGCCUUUCCAUCGCUACGAGACGUAGGAGACAGUCAAUGGCAAUUCGACGAGCUACUCAAACAGACGGGAUGCGCCGAUCUCAACUGCAUGGCAAGCCUCGAUGCGGUCACCUUCCAAGAUGCUGUCAGUACAUUGAAGAUGCCAUUCCCAGGCGGCAAGAAUCCACCGCUUUACUUCUGGAAUCCGACCCUGGACUACGAUUUCGUGCAAGACUACACUUUUAACGAAUUGAAGGCUGGUCAUUUCGUCAACGUGCCCACUAUCUUUGGCAGUGCCACGCAUGAUGGCAUCAAUUUCGUUCAGAAGAGCAUCAUGUCCCAGUCUCGGUCUCAGGAUUUCCUCACCGACCAGUACCCCGCCUUGAACUGGGAUACAAUCCGUCAAGUUUGGGGUGGUAACAUUGCGACGACUGCUGACGCCCGCUGGAGAUCACUGACCGCUGAUGUCUAUGGGUACAUCCGAUAUACCUGCCCUGCUCUUAAUGUCACCGAUACCUACGCCAUCGAUAACACGAACCCAACCUGGCAAUACCGGUGGAAUGUGGGAAGCGCGUCGCAUGUCGGAGAAUUACUACCAAUCUGGAACAAUGCUACUUCGGCCGCAGGCGUUUUCGUGCAGGCAUACUGGGCGUCCUUCAUCCGAAGCUUUGACCCCAAUACACACGCUGCAGAAUAUUUAGUCUCCAAAGGCUCAGAGCUUCAGAGCCCGGACUGGCACUCCUUUAGCGCAAGUAACGGACAAAGGCUGAGCUUCAACGACGACAACAACGUGACCAUGGAGGCAGUUCCCGAGCUGGAGUGGCAGAGGUGUGAUGCCAUCGAUGACAUGGGUCUACAUCUGAAGCAGUAAGUUCAAAUCCCACGCGCAAUUUACCCGAGCGGUCCACUAUGCGGCUGCAGAUUGCGUCUCGAUGAUGCUAUUACCCUAUCUAGAAGUUACGCCAAGUUCAGGAAUGUGAACGCUG